Sphenostylis stenocarpa is the source of this 1077-nucleotide messenger RNA. Lineage: Eukaryota; Viridiplantae; Streptophyta; Magnoliopsida; Fabales; Fabaceae. The record is from the annotation of a GenBank genome assembly.
AUGAAACGGUUUUUCAAAGUAGUGGAGAAAGAUUCAGAUGGGUCUGCGAAGAAGCCAAGAGGGAAUGAGAAUGAUAAUGAGGCUGAGACCGAAGAGAACAAGAAGAAGGAACCAUUGAAGUUUAUGACUUGGAAUGCCAACAGUUUUCUCCUUCGGGUCAAAAACAACUGGCCCGACUUCACCAACCUCAUCAACACUUUUGAUCCUGAUGUCAUUGCCAUUCAGGAAGUGCGGAUGCCUGCUGCUGGAGCCAAGGGUGCACCUAAAAUCCAGGGAGAAAUAAAAGAUGAUACAAGCGCAGCCAGGGAAGAAAAGAAGAUAUUGAUGCGUGCACUCUCUGCUCCACCUUUUGGCAACUAUCGUGUUUGGUGGUCUCUUGCAGAGUCGAAGUAUGCAGGGACAGCACUACUGGUGAAAAAAUGCUUCAAGCCAAAAAGUGUUGUUUUCAAUCUUGAUAAAUUAGCUUCAAAACACGAACCAGAUGGUCGAGUGAUCCUAGCUGAAUUUGAAACACUACGUUUAUUAAAUACGUAUGUACCAAACAAUGGAUGGAAAGAGGAGGCAAACUCAUUUCAGAGGAGAAGAAAAUGGGACAAAAGAAUUCUUGAAUUCGUUACGCAAAAUUCAGACAAGCCUUUGAUAUGGUGUGGGGAUCUAAAUGUCAGCCAUGAAGAGAUUGACGUGAGUCAUCCAGAGUUUUUCAGUACGGCAAAACUCAGUGGUUAUAUUCCUCCAAAUAAAGAGGAUUGUGGCCAGCCUGGGUUUACCUUGGCGGAAAGAAGACGGUUUGGUACCAUCUUAAGAGAGGGAAAACUGGUUGAUGCCUACAGAUUUCUGCACGGGGAUAAGAACAUGGAGCGAGGUUUCUCAUGGUCUGGAAACCCAGUAGGAAGGUAUCGCGGAAAACGGAUGAGAAUAGACUAUUUUUUAGUUUCAGAGAAACUCAAAGAAAGAAUUGUUGCAUGUGAAAUUCAUGGACAUGGGAUAGAGUUAGAAGGUUUCUAUGGAAGUGAUCAUUGUCCAGUUACCUUGGAGCUCUCUCCCAGUUCUGACUCCCAAAAUGAGGAUCCAGUAUAA